Molecule: messenger RNA, 471 nt
Organism: Cyphellophora attinorum
Lineage: Eukaryota; Fungi; Ascomycota; Eurotiomycetes; Chaetothyriales; Cyphellophoraceae
Exons: 1
Coding region: 1-471 (156 amino acids)
Source: RefSeq, a predicted model, not a curated record
AUGCCCUUCGCUGGUCCUCCAGCUUCCACAUCGCAGGCAAAACGCACACUUACAUCCGAUUAUGCAACAACAGCCUACGCUCGCAACAAUACUGAAGAGUUGGCAGACGAGACAACUUCCGGCGUCGUUGCAACCGUGUAUCAUGGAGCCGUGAUCUUUCUCUCAACUAAGCUCCUGGUGCGUGAUGUCGAUAGCAUAACCAAAGUCACUGGGGACAUCACGGACGAACCACCGCACAAACCCCACGCACUCACGCCCACUCCUUUCAGCAAAGCGCCGGUGGCACCGCGGCCGUUCCUAGGCGAGUACCCCACCGCGGGGAACGUCGUCCUCGCCCGCCCACAACCACAUUGCGGUGCUUCGUUUCUGCUUCGCCCAACAAGUGAUACUCCGCUGGAAGAAUUUCUUGACGUUGCAACCUGCCCGAACAUCACCGGAACAUACGCUCUCCCGGUAGGUGAUAAUUAUUGA